This is a messenger RNA of Closterium sp. NIES-67, 1945 nucleotides long. Lineage: Eukaryota; Viridiplantae; Streptophyta; Zygnematophyceae; Desmidiales; Closteriaceae. The record is from the annotation of a GenBank genome assembly.
UUCCCAACGCUUCUGGUGAUUUCGCCAGCGAGGAAGGCUGAGGGGAUUGUAGUCUAGCACGGGGCCUGAAUCACACGUAGUUGUCAAUUCGCCUAUCGGCCGGGCUCGCGCUUCUCUACCCAUAGCAGUGUAGCAGGCGGGUAGCAGAGUUCAGACAGGCAGCAAUCGCGGGCGGGAAGCGAUCUAGGCGACAGCAGUCUUAGGGCGAUGGCAGUUUCGUCUCUGCCGGCGGCAGCAGCGCUCACCGCAUUCCGGGACCGGUCGCCAGGGGAAAGGGAGCUUUCGCCAGAGCUUAAGGCGAUUCUGGAGGUUACUGCCCUGACAGGCACUGUCUGGCACGACUGGGAGUGCAUGAGAGAGCUGCUUGCCUUCACCAUCUCUCAGGUCCUUGAGGAGUACGAGACAGAGCGCGUGGCAGGGGUGGGCCCGCCUCGUCCUCUGCCUUCAGGAGAGACGUUUGCAGAGAUGAACGAGCGCAUCCUCUCCUACCUUGAGGCAUUCACAGAGGGGGCGCCAUUCACCAUCCAACGGAUCUGUGAGGUGCUUCUUAAUCCGCGAGCCACCUACACCAAUCUUAAUCGAGUGGCUUUUGCCCUCGAGAAGGUCCCUCCUCCUAGUGACCUCCUCUGCCCCUCCCCCCACGGACCCUUUCCCUGCCCUCCCCCUCCCCCCCUCCCACCUCCACCGCCUCUACCGCAACGCCCCCUCCUCCUCCCCCCCUCCCUCCCUCCCUCCUCCUUCGGAAUCCUCCCCUCCCCCCACCAAGACCCAGCAAGCAGAGCAGGGGGGAAGGGAGAAGGCGAGAAAGAGCACCCAGCAGGACACGGUGGAGGGGAAGGAAAGGAAGGGCGGGGAGAGGGGGGGGGCGCAGGGAAAGACCCAGGGGAGGACGCAGCAAGGGGGGGGGGUGCAGCAAUGGAGACGGAUGAGGGGGUCGCUCCCCCUGGUUCUCCUGACAUCGCGCCGCAUUCGCCUGAGUUUGCAGGGUUUUUCCGUGAGGUGGUGGUGGAAGAGACAGCUAUGGAGCUGGGAGGUGGUAGUGUGGUGACUGACGCAGCGCGAGAUGGGGCAGUGGGGAGUGGGGCAGCUCCAGGUGGUAUUGUAGGUAGUGGUGCGGUGGGGAGUGGUGCGGUGGGGAGUGGUGCGGUGGGGAGUGGUGCUGUGGGUAGUGGUGCCACUCGCAGUGGUAGCAACAGUGCUAGCGGCAGUGGCAGUGGUGGGAGCAGUGGUGGCAGCAGGGGGGGUGCCAUAGAAACGGAAAGAGAUGAGGGAAAGGAGGAGGGUGGUGUGUCUGGGAGUGGUGCAGCGGAGAAGAGAGAGGGUAAGGGAGGGGGUGGGAGUGAGAGAGGGCGGGAGGGAGGGGAGGAGAUGGAAGAGGAGGAGGCGAGUAAGUGGCUGGUGGAUAACCCCCCUCCUGUUGCCUUUGGUCCUGUGUCUCCCACGAGGGAAGAAAGCAGGGAGGAGAGGAGGGAGGGGGGGAGGGAGGAGGAGAGGGAGGAGGUGAGGGAGAAGGGAAAAGGGUUUGAUGCAGGAGAGGAGAGGGGGAAGGAAGAGAUGAUGGUGGAAGUGGGAGGUGACUUUCGAGUGGAGUGUGAGGAGAAGGCAGUAGAGGGAGAGGAGGAUGGGGAUGGUGGGAGUGGAGAGGGUGAGAUGGAGGGAUCGGUGGGACACGGGCAGGAGGAGGGAGAUGCAGGGGAGGGUGAGCGUAUGAGUGUGGAUGGGGAAGGAGAUGGCAGCAGAGACAAGGGUGAGACGCUAUGAGAAGAUGUGAAUUGUUUUGUGAUGUUGAGAUUGUGGCAUUCGAGUGUUUGAAUUCGGGUGGAUGGAAUGGUAUAAAACGGGAACACCUUCAUAUGCGAUUUUAAACGUCAGCUCAGCAGGUUUUGAGAUAGGAGCUUAACCAUUUCAUGUCCGUUCAUUUUGUGAAUAAAGCCAUUGCAUGACU